UAUUCGAAUCCCCGAGGUAUAUUGUCUGAAGCGCAAAGCAAAUAUAUUCAGACACGCUUUAGGCAUUUGUUUUCCUGCAAAGAGAAUGUGGAACUCACUCUCCUUUCGCAUUCCCUAAGCCUGCACACCACGCCCGUUGUGCUCGCCGCUUCGCCGGAACCUUUCAGACAGGCAGGUCCUGGCCACCCCGAGGGGGGGUCCUCAUUUUGAAAACAGGAGCGGGCCAAUCAGAUGCGGAGCGCUGUUUGGCGCUGGCGUUCAAGCUGGGCUGGGGCUGCCGAGGUGCGGUCGCCGCGGUGCUGAUGUGUGCCGGGAAGGUGGGGCGGAGGCAUGAACCGAGCCACUGAGCGUUAGCGGGCGGGGGGCCGCAGGCAGGCUGAUGGGCUAAGGGAGAGGCAGCGUGUGAGACGGGGUGACGGCAGGGACCAGCCCGGGCGGGGACCGGGACUGGAGCGGGGGGAUCCCCGAGCAGCCGGCUGGCCCGGCUGGAGGGACGGGGUUAAGGUUGCGGUUCCAUCUCAAAGAUCUGAGCAGUCAAGGCCAUCCUGCGUGGAAGAGGACAGGUGGAAGUGUCCGGAAGCGUGAGCAACCAGCAGCAGGCGUGGGUCCCAGGAAACGGAAGAGUGAAGGAAAAAGGGAGGUGUGUGUAAGUAGCUGACAGGGCCGAGUGACCCGGAAAGAAGGUCGGUGGAAGUGAAACGAGUGAAGUGUGGCCGGAGAGAAGAAGGUCUGUGGAAGUGGAUAGAGAAUCGAAGGAAAGCGGUGGAAGUGGCCGGGGCCUGGGGCCGAAAGGCAGCGGAGCCGAGCUCAAGCCUGAAGGUGUUUGGAAAUUGGAAGACUUGGUGGCAAACGAAAGUCAGGACCCGGAGUCGGCCUCGGCGAGUGGGAGACGUGUUCGGGAUGUGGGAUCAGAGGUUGGUCAGAUUGGCCCUGCUGCAGCAGCUUCGGGCUGUCUAUGGCAUUAAAGUCAAGGGUGGCCGCGGGCAGUGUGAUCGCAGGAGACACGAAACUGCAGCUACGGAAAUAAGGGGUAAGAUAUUUGGAGUUCCUUUUAAUUCAUUGCCUCAUUCAGUUGUUCCAGAAUAUGGACAUAUUCCAAGCUUUCUUGUUGAUGCAUGCACAUCUUUGGAAGAGCAUAUUCAUACAGAAGGGCUUUUUAGGAAGUCAGGAUCUGUUAUCCGUCUCAAGGCACUAAAGAGUAAGCUGGACCAUGGUGAAGCCUGCCUGUCUUCUGCACUUCCCUGUGAUGUUGCAGGUCUACUUAAGCAGUUCUUCCGGGAACUGCCAGAGCCUGUGCUCCCGGCUGAUCUGCAUGAAGCUCUGUUCAAAGCACAACAGUUAGGGGCAGAGGAGAAGAAUCAAGCUACAUUGUUGCUGUCCUGUCUGGUGGCCAAUCCUACAGCUGAUAUAUUAAGAUACUUCUUUAACUUUCUCAAGAAUGUUUCUCUUAGGGCGAGUGAGAAUAAAAUGGACAGCAGCAAUCUUGCAGUAAUAUUUGCACCGAAUCUUCUUCAGACAAGUGAAGGCCAUGAGAAGAUGUCUGCUAACACAGAGAAAAAGCUACGAUUGCAGGCAGCAGUAGUACAGACUCUUAUUGAUUGUGCAUCGGAUAUUGGACGUGUGCCAGAUUUUAUUCUGGAAAAGAUACCAGCCAUGUUAGGUAUUGAUGGUCUCUGUACUACUCCAUCCCUGGAAGGCUUUGAAGAAGGAGAAUAUGAAACUCCUGGUGAAUGUAAGAGAAAAAGAAGACAAAGUGUUGGAGAUUUUGUUAAUGGAGCACUAAAUAGACUUAAAUCUAGCAGAACACCCUCUGUUACACCUCAACAAGAUAGAACUGCCCAGGCCUCUGGAUCACCAUUGAUUCUCACACCAAGUGUUAAGCGAAAACUGCCAGGAGAGUCUUCUCAUGCCUUCUCAAGUAAGAAAAGGAAGUCCAUUAAACACAACUUGAACUUUGAGCUGUUGCCAAGUCAUCUCUUCAGCAGCAAUUCUACACCAGUAUCAGUUCACUUUGAUACGAGCCCAGAUGGGUCAUCGCAGAGUUCACUCUCUCCCAUCGCCAUGAGUGGAAACCACUUGAUCAGUACAGACCUAAGGCGAAGUAAAAGAAUUGCGAGCAAAAAAGUUUACAGGGUAGAGUCAGGAAAAGCAGGCUGUUUCUCUCCUAAAGUCAGUCGUAAAGAAAAGGUCCGAAGAUCUCUUCGCCUGAAAUUUAGCCUGGGAAAAAACAGAGACUCGAAUGGAUGUUCUGUCAUCAAUAGAUAUGAAAAUGUUGGUCGACGGCUAGCGAAUCAACAGAAUCUAAAAAAUAGGAUUGAAUCUGUAAAAACAGGCCUGCUUUUUAGCCCAGAUAUUGAUGAAAGAUUGCUAAAGAAAGAUGCAGAAAAGAUGAGGAAAUCUGAGGAACACUUACUAACUCCAGAUGGACUGGAUGGAGCAGGUUCCAGGAUGUCUUGGACAGAACCCAGCAAUUCAAGUUUUCAAGACAUGGGUGCAAGCGGAGCUUCUCCAGUAAUGAGCAAUCUUGAGGUGAAGAGCUUUUCUUUGGAGCCCGACAAUACUGUUGACAACUCACCACUUGUGUCCUGUGAACUCAGACCUUCCACCUUGCACAGUCAACCUGACAGCAGUGUGCUGGGGAGUUCCCUUAGUGGAGAUGAAAGUAACCUGACCUCCGAGACCUUGCUAAAGAUUCAGAAAGCGUUUUCCGAGGCUGGGAGUGAUCUUCAUACACUGAUACAUCGUGGGCAGUCCUCAGUCACAGACACAGGGGAAGAAAGUGAAGCCAGCGAUGUGACUGUGAGAGAACCAAAGGGAGAUGAUGGGGACUGCUUUGGGGAAGAUGGGGACUGUGUUCCAGAAAGAGAUUCCUCAUCGUGUCCAAGUCCAACAUUGGGCAGAGAAGCAAGCGUAGAAUCUUACUCAACUCAGAUGAAGGGGGGACAUAAAGAAGACAUCCAGUCAGAAGUGCCAAAAGCUGACUUGAUCCUGCAAGAAUUCCCCAGUCAGGAGCAAACGAAGGGACCACAAUCCCCAAGGAACCAACUAAAUGCUCAGCCAGCGGGGAAUGAGGCCGUGGUGGAGCAGAACUCCAUGGCGUGUGAAGCCGCUGGGGAAGCUGAGGCUCACUCUUCUUUAGAGCAGAGUGCAUGCAGUGUGCUAGUCCCUUCAAAACCUCAGCCCCAGAGACUGGCUAAGCAGCGGUCACCGGUGGGAAAAUGCGAUAAUGCGGUUCCUGGAGGUUUACAGAUGACGGAGCAUGGCAAGGUUUCUGAUCACAUACAGUGGUUUAAUAAACUUUCUCUAAAUGAAGCAAACAGAACAAAAGUGAAGUCACCUCUGAAAUUUCAGCGUACUCCUGUCCGUCAGUCUGUCAGAAGAAUUAAUUCUUUGUUGGAGUAUGGCAGGCAGCCUGUGAGGCAGAAGUUGGCAUUCUUUGGUGAUGCAGCUUCUCCUCUGGUAAAAUCAGUGAGCUGUGAUGGUGCUCUUCCCUCAUGUGUAGAAAGUACAUCGAAAGAUUCCUCUGUUUCAUGUGCUAAAUUAGGUCCCGAAGCACAGAAGUCUACGUCAUGUGAUAAGUCAAAUGAUGCAGUUUCAAAAUCAAGCGUUGAAUUAACUUCUAAAUCUUUCUCAAAAGUUAAGAGACAUCCAGAUCCUGUGCAUGCUUCUCUUGGAACUACUAGACUUUGUAAACAGGAGAGCAAAUCUGAUGGCCAAAUUAAGUUUCCCUUGGAUGAUCUCACUAAUCAUGAUAGAUUAAAAUUUGCUGUAAAUAAUAAUACAGCCUUUCCUCCCGGAAUAAAAAACAGAGUUCUUAGGAAACCAUCAGAAAAAGAAAGGGUCUGGUACAAGGGUUCUCCCAAAAAUCCUAUUGGAAAGACUCAACUCCUACCAACGAGUAAGCCUGUAGACUUGUAAAUGACAAAUGUCUUACUUGGCAUCAGUGUUUAUAAAGUUAGCAGUUGGUGGGAUGGUUUGCAGGGUAAUUGUGUGCUAGUGUGUAGUUAAGGAUGCUUGUUAAGCAGCUUUUCUCUGAAGCAGUCUCACUGCUGGCUGGAAGAAUUUGGAUUUUCAUACUUGCACAUAGAGCUGUUUUGUUUUUCUUUAUUACUGAAGCAUUUAAACUUCAUUGUGAUUUCUUGAAGCAAAGGUUAUAAUUAACUUUUAAAAAAACCUGUUGGCUAGAUUUAUUUAAAAGAGGGACAGGUUUUUGGUUUGCAUGCCUGAUAGGAAGUUGUGCUUGGUUUUGGUCAUUUCUCCAAGUCCAUUACAAAUCUACCACAUUAAGGGAAUGGUUUGCCCUGCCAAUCUUAUGUCUUGAGUUAUAUUCGUGUCUGUUGUCUUGACCUAACUCCUCAGAAGUCUGCUAGUACUUAUUCCUGUUUGGGGCAGAGGAAAAUUUUUAAUCAAGGUUUUUUUUCCUAUGAAGGUGGUUGAUUUUAGAAUUUGAAUUGCUAAUGUACCUCUGUACAUUUUACUUAGAUAAAUAUCUGAUAGUCUUAUCCUCUGUUUAAAUCUUAUUUAUUUAGCGUACACAUUAAAAAUAACUUCUGGAAAA
Molecule: messenger RNA, 4558 nt
Organism: Peromyscus leucopus (white-footed mouse)
Lineage: Eukaryota; Metazoa; Chordata; Mammalia; Rodentia; Cricetidae
Product: rho GTPase-activating protein 11A
Exons: 12
Coding region: 901-3918 (1005 amino acids)
Biological process (GO): signal transduction
Source: RefSeq, a predicted model, not a curated record